AUGCGACGUGCAGCUCUUCACGUUUUCCGUAGCGCGCGUCGUGUACCGGUAUGGAGAGUUGCUGGUAGGAAGCCGCGUGCUGUGUCAUUCUCUAGCAGCCAUUCUCUAGCUCUCCGACCGUCCUCCGCCGGGAAACAUCCUCCUAUCAUUCCCGCGACCCUACACUCAUCGAUGCAUCUCCGGAACUUUUCGCUUGCCGUGAUAUCGACGGUCGUUGCAUCUGGGGCCUGGUACGCUUAUCAGGGCAGCAGUUCACAGUCGGCAGCAGUAGCGGGCUUGAACCGGACCAUAUCUACUUCCACCACAGCUUACGCUGAGGAUCCCUCCGAGCCAACCCGCCGUGCGCUUCUGGUGGAUAAUGAUCAGUUUUAUACCGCUACUAUCAACGGAGAAGAACCACUUCGUAAACAGACGGACGACUCUGACCGCCGACUUCUAGAAAUGUUGACGCCAGAGCAAGCUACGCAGAAGCUGAGGAAGAAUGAAGAAUCGUACUUGGUUCAUCGAGGCAAGGGUGUUAUUCGCUAUGACGUGGUGCAAGUGCCUAGCAACUCGCCAAUUGAAGACGAUCAUGCCGAAAAGAUAGUAGAGGUGCCGUCCACAGUAGCUACAGCGAAAGAGGGCGAAGCCAACAGCGACUGGAUGUUCUGGGGCGUGUUCGACGGGCACUCAACUGACUGGGUUACAAGUGGCUGGACGACUUCCGCUAAGUUGCGAAAUGUUCUCAUCUCCUACGUGGCUCGGGAAUUGAACACCACUUAUAAAGCUGCGGCUGCUGAUCCUGCGCUACUCACACCUACCCCUGCAGCUAUCGACGCAGCUAUUAAGCAAGGUUUUACCCGAUUGGAUAAUGAUAUCGUACACAACAGUGUCGAAAAGGUACUCAAGUCUAACUCGCGGAGAGUUGCAGCCGAAACACUUGCCCCCGCUCUGUCCGGCUCUUGCGCUCUUCUUGCCUUCUAUGACUCCCAGUCAAAGGAUUUGAAAGUUGCUUGUGCGGGUGAUUCUAGGGCAGUCCUUGGUCGUCGUGGCUCGAACGGAAAGUGGUCUGCAACCGCGCUGUCGGAAGACCAAACCGGCGGGACUCCUUCCGAAAUGCAGCGUCUACGGGCCGAACACCCUGGAGAGCCUAACGUUGUACGAAAUGGAAGAAUCCUAGGCCAACUGGAGCCUAGCCGAUCUUUUGGGGAUGCGUUCUACAAGUGGAGCAAAGAGACUCAAGACAAAAUCAAGCGGCAGUUCUUCGGAAGAACACCCCACCCUCUACUGAAGACACCACCCUAUGUCACCGCUGAACCUGUCAUCACUACCACCAAGGUCGAACCUAGCCGCGGAGACUUCCUCGUCAUGGCUACUGACGGUCUCUGGGAGAUGCUAAGCAACGAGGAAGUCGUCGGACUUGUCGGUCAGUGGAUCGAGCAACAGCAGGCUGGAAAUGUGGGCGGCAACAAGACGUGGCUGAAGAGCUGGCUCGGUUUCGAAAGCAAACAGCUUCCUGUUGAGACUUCGCAAGAAGCGGGAGCCGAAGGCCAACGCCGCCCCAUCCGCCAGCAGCAGUAUGAUAUCUCAGGCGUCGCCGACCGAUUCACAGUCGAAGACAACAACGCCGCCACCCACCUCGUGCGUAACGCCAUGGGCGGUAAGGACAAGGACAUGGUCUGCGCACUGCUGACCCUCCCUAGCCCAUACUCCCGUCGUUACCGCGACGAUGUUACAGUAGAGGUUAUCUUCUUCGGCGAAAGCCCCGACACCCGCACCGUCGAAAUCAACAAGGAAGCCAGCGCAUCUGAAGAAAACCCUAGAGCCAAGCUCUAA
Molecule: messenger RNA, 1815 nt
Organism: Aspergillus bombycis
Lineage: Eukaryota; Fungi; Ascomycota; Eurotiomycetes; Eurotiales; Aspergillaceae
Gene: ptcF
Product: type 2C protein phosphatase ptcF
Exons: 3
Coding region: 1-1815 (604 amino acids)
Biological process (GO): protein dephosphorylation
Molecular function (GO): protein serine/threonine phosphatase activity
Source: RefSeq, a predicted model, not a curated record